Molecule: messenger RNA, 330 nt
Organism: Chaetomium globosum CBS 148.51
Lineage: Eukaryota; Fungi; Ascomycota; Sordariomycetes; Sordariales; Chaetomiaceae
Exons: 2
Coding region: 1-330 (109 amino acids)
Source: RefSeq, a predicted model, not a curated record
AUGCGCUCCGCCAACGACACCAAGCACGAGGAGGCGGUCGACGCGUCGUGGGAAGCCUCCCGCGGCGCUGUCGUGGGCGCCGUCAAGUGGGGCCUUGCCACGGCUGUCCUCGGCGGCAUCGGGUAUGCCAUGUCGCCGGUGUAUCGGGGGCUCACGAUUCAGUUUAAGGUAUACAUCCAAAUGUCGGGCAUGGUACUGGGGAGCAUGAUCGAGGCGGAUUCGAGGUUACGGCAGUACGAGGCGCGGAUGAGGGUGCAGAGGCGGUUGGCGAGCGAGCGAGCUUACUGGGAAAGGUUUGAGAAGGAGUACGGAAAGGAUGAUGAUGAAUAG